AUGGAUCUCUCGGAUUCUGGGUACAAUUCCAAUGAGCGGGUCCCAUUACAACACGAACCACAACAAGAUGAGCUCCAACGCCAUGGUGGAAUACUGGAGUAUCGUGGUGUGUGGUAUAUCAGCUAUGGCAGAAGGUCGUUGGCAUCGGAGCAAAUCGAAGAAACUGGUUUCAUGGGAUUUUGUGGAAGAAUCUGGGAGACAAUCCGAGGAUGGUGCUGCGGAGGACAAGAUGUUGACAAUGAGUGA
Molecule: messenger RNA, 246 nt
Organism: Caenorhabditis remanei
Lineage: Eukaryota; Metazoa; Nematoda; Chromadorea; Rhabditida; Rhabditidae
Exons: 2
Coding region: 1-246 (81 amino acids)
Source: RefSeq, a predicted model, not a curated record